Messenger RNA from Cannabis sativa, 2941 nucleotides. RefSeq lists its product as uncharacterized. Bases 1997 to 2941 code for a protein of 314 amino acids. The transcript has 7 exons. Lineage: Eukaryota; Viridiplantae; Streptophyta; Magnoliopsida; Rosales; Cannabaceae. The record is from RefSeq and is a predicted model, not a curated record.
AGGUGAUAUUCCUUUGGAAACUGUAAUACACUGCUUGGAAAAUAUGUCUAAUGAUUGAGGUUUAUUAUAAGAUUAAUAUGUGGUCUUCUGAUCAAACAGUAUUGGGGCAAUGAGACUUAAAAACGUAUGCGUUAACUUCAGAAAUUACUGUGAAGCUCAGAACGUAGAAGGGUAAGUUCUGUUCUGCUCCUAAAUUUUCUUGCUGGUUUUUUUUAUUUUCAUUUUUUUUUUCAAAUUUCGCUUUGUCAAGAUUUGAAAACUUAUUCAUUCUUUUAUUAAACAUAUACAUGUAUUCGAAAUGUGCCCUCUUUGGUGUUUUUCUUGAUAUAUUUUCUAUUAGUUGAUGAAAAACUUUAAGAAAGGUAUACAGGUAAUAAUAAUCUAUGGUUGAAAAUUGUUGCAAUACAAUUUAUAUAUUUAUAUUACUUGAGAAGAUGACUAAAUUGGUAAUUAAUUUAUUUGAUUCAAAUAUGGAACAAUUUUUAUUGUAUGAUUUCCUUACACAGCAUAUUUAUAUUUGGUAUAGUAUCUGCUUGAAAAUAAAUUGUAUGACUUCGACAAGAUUAAAAAAGGUGUGGCGGUACUGGGAAGUAAAUACUAAAGUAUAGUAUUGGAUUGGAUGCUUAUCCAAAAAUCAAUUGGAUAUUUGUAUCCCCCAUCACUCUUAUCCUAAAAAUUGUACAUAAUAUAUUAAAUCAUGAGAGAAACAUCCCCAUACAAAUAUAAAUGCAUAGUAAGAACAAGCUUUGACCCUGAGAAAUAAUAUUUAUGUCUCAUCUAAAGAGGAUGAUGUUGAAGAGUAGUUAGAAUAUUGGCAUGUGAAAAUGAACAUACAUGUGAUGUUCCUCCUAAGCUCAGUUUUCCAUUAUGAUGAUUAUGUGAAGAAAAGUGGUAUAGUUUUUUGUUGAUGAUAUUGUAAACCCAACACUAUUAUAUAUAAUGGACUAUUUGUCAUGCAUAAUAAUCUCAUUCUUCUCACUUGUUUGGUUAAGUAAUUAACACUUAUUCCUUGUUUGGCUGCUUCAUUUCAAUGCAACCUCCAUGUGCAAUAUUAGUAUAUGCUACCGGAUUCCUUGUGUAUAUUCCACACAGAUUGGUUUGCCCAAAUGGGGAAUGAACUCAACUCCAACUCUCUAAUCACUCUAUCUAUCUAUCUAUAUAUAUCUAUUAUGUAGUUAUAUGUUUUCUGAAAAAAAAAAAAUGGGAUUUAGAAUAUCUAAAUAUAUUUUGACAAUGCAUUACACCAUCAUCAUCCACGCCCUCUCUAUUUAUUGUCAUUAAUCAGCAAUUAAAGUCUACAUAAAUAAAACAUGAAAAAUGGCAUUUCCCUUGCGUAUAGUAAGAGCCAUUAUUUGGUUUUUGUCUUUUGUGACCGAUGUGAUAUCCCACCACAAUUUUUUAAACAUUGGUAUAUAUGGUAGGUACAUAGGGUUGCCAAAUUAUUUAUGUAUACAUAUUAUAUAUUCAUACAUGUGUGCAUGAAAUGGAGGGCCUGUUUCACCCUUUCAAUUCUACUUUGUUUUUAUAUUUAUAUUUAUAUGGUUUAUAAAUGUAAUAUCACACCAUAUGUUGAUUUGCAUACUCUAGUGGGCCCCGCCCAUUUAAUGGAAAUGAUAGUAUCAUUACCAUUCACCAUAUCUAUCUAUCUUAUACAAAAGGACCAGCUCAUGUGGAAUGAUUCCAUUGUAUGGGCUGGUGGGUACCAUAUUAGGAUGUCCUCUUUCUAUUGUUGAAAAAGAACUAUGAAGAGCUAUGCAAAGAAAAAUUUAGAGUCAAUAUUUUCUUUUAUUGAAAUUCUAAUGUGCACCCCACGAUGUACCAAUUUUGUAUUUUCACUCCAGAGUUUUCUUUAAAUGCUUUUGCUUUUGCUGUACUGAGUUUUGUUCUCCCUGUCAUUGAAUGAGUUGAGUUGACUGAAAUUCUAAUUUAAUUUAAUUACAACAGAUGAUGAGAGAAAGGUGAAGUUUCUGAAAAGCUUUCAAGGAGCUAAGACAAGAUGACAAAGCAAAAGGAUGCAAAUAAGCCAAAAGGACGAGGCAGGACAAAAAAGAAUGACAUCAACAAUCUGAAAGCUCAAGGACGCAAGACAAAACUAGAGUGGAAUGAGAAAGGAGAACCUAUAGGAACAGCAUAUGCAGAUAUGCAAUCAUGGAUUGGGGUUAAAGCAAGAUCUACAGUCCCUCUAACUUAUGAUGAUUGGAGACAUGUAGAUUCGAAACUCAAGGAGAAAAUAUGGAAAGACACAUACGAUGCUUUCGAGCUUCCAGAAACGUAUAAGCCUAAACUACUAUCAGAUGCGGGGAAAAUGAUGAAAAGUUUCAAGAAGCUCCUGACCCGGACGAUUAUCCUCCCGAUUGCUAAAAGUGGUAGGAUAGAAGAACUUCGUGCUACUCCAGAGAAGUAUCCAGAACUUAACAAUAAAGACUGGAAUGAAUUUGUUCUAACUCGUCUUACCCCUGAAUUUCUGGCUUUGAGUGAAGCGCAAGUCGCCAGAGCCAGGAUGAAUCUAUCUCAUCAUCGUUCAUCUCGUAGAGGCAUGCCCAACGUCGAACAAGAUUUGAAAAAAGAACUCGGUGUUGACAAUGUUGAGAGAUACCAACUCUGGAUGAGAGCACGGACAAAGAACAAUAUUUUGAUCGCAGAAUAUGACAAGGAAAUUGAGCAGAAAAUAAAUGAAUUAAAAGAGAAAGUUAGUACUGGUGAAAUCGAAGCUAAGGGUCGGAAUGAUAUCUUAACGCAAGCUUUAGGCAUACCUAAGCACCCAGUCGUGUCAUUUGCCAAGAUUUCUACCGUGUUUGGUAGAACUCAAAGAAAGAAAAGAGUUGAGGUCAAUGUCGAUAGUGAACAUGUCGCUGAAAUCAAAAGAUUAAAAGCUGAAAUUGAAAGGCUAAAAGCAGAAAAAAAAUGCACAAACAGAAGAGCUUCAAGCCUUAGACAAUGA